UGCUAUGUCUCUGGAGGACCCACUCGUUAUAAACCCAGAGGACAGCAAGGUUCUGGUUCUCAAUGCCUCCACGGGGGCGCAGCACCAAUACAACAUCUGGCUCCCGGGAAUCGGGAUCGCUGCUGUCUACGGGAUGAUUAUUAUCGUGGGUGUAGUUGGAAAUGUCACGUUAAUGAGGACGUGUCUAAUGGUGAAGUCUAUGAGGACGGUGCCCAACUUGUUCCUGUCCAGUCUGGCUCUAGGAGACGUGCUGCUGCUGCUGACCUGCGCCCCGGUGGACGCCAGCCGCUACCUGGUGGACGAGUGGCUCUUCGGUCGCGUUGGGUGCAAACUGAUCCCGUUCAUCCAGCUCACCUCUGUGGGAGUCUCCGUGUUCACCCUCACGGCUCUCUCCGCUGACCGGUACAAAGCAAUUGUCAGACCACUGGACGUCCACAGGUCCAGCGCUGCACUCAGUGUCUGUUUUCGAGUGGGGGCCAUCUGGCUGCUCUCUGUGACUCUGGCCAUUCCUGAGGCUGUCUUCUCCGACCUGCACACCUUCACCACCGGUCACACCAAUGAGACAUUUGUGACCUGUGCGCCCUACCCCCACACCAGGGAGCUGCACCCAAAAAUCCACUCCACCGCCUCCUUUCUCAUUUUCUACAUCAUCCCGCUCUUCAUCAUAUCGGUUUACUACUCCUUCAUCGCUCACAGUCUGGUCAGGAGCUCUGUGGACAUCCCUGCUGAAGGGCACCUGCACCUCCAGAAACAGAUCAAAGCCAGAAAGCGUCUGGCCAAAACUGUGCUGGUGUUUGUCAGCUUGUUUGCUGGCUGCUGGCUGCCCAGUCAUGUCAUCUACCUGUACCGCUCCUACCACUACAACCAGGUGGACACCUCGCUGGGCCACUUCAUCGCCAGCGUAUGCGCUCGCAUUUUGGCCUUCACCAACUCCUGUGUAAACCCAUUCGCCCUCUCCCUGAUGAGCAAAAGCUUCAGGAAACACUUCAACAAGCAGCUCCUGUGCUGCACUUCUCCCAGGCGCUUGUACAGUCAGAACAGUGGGAGCACAAAUAUAACCACAGUCUGAUAUAAGCCCUGUGCUGUGCUUCAGUAGGACUGAAGGCGUGUUGAUCGUAUUCACUUGCACGUUUAACUUUGAUUUAGAAGUGUCAACUUCAGUGUGAUGAAUGGACACUGUUACAAUCAUUUGGCCUUGUUGUCAAGGAAUUUAUCACCAUUUUUUAUGAUCACUUCUCAGUUACCCUUUUUUACACCUUGAAAUAAUGUACAAUGUUUAGCUCUAUCCAGUGAAAGCAACAGAAAUAGUACAAGAUGCAGGAAGCCUCUGUUCUAUUUUAAAACUAAAAAAAUGGUAGGAUUCAAUGAAAUACAUUCACUGCAGAUGUAAAGUCGCUCAUCCAAAACACUGGUAGAAAACAUCUUUUCUUGUUGCUUGAGAUUAUUUGUUUCCUGACAAAUAAAUGUUAUAUAAGAAAAAAAUGUGUUUACAGUCAGUAAAUCUUCUGUGUUUGUAUCUCUGAUGUAAAAUGAAACUAAAUAUGAACAUAAGUGUAAGAAAAUGGAAUUGAUUGUAACAAUGCA
Molecule: messenger RNA, 1584 nt
Organism: Etheostoma spectabile (orangethroat darter)
Lineage: Eukaryota; Metazoa; Chordata; Actinopteri; Perciformes; Percidae
Product: gastrin-releasing peptide receptor
Exons: 3
Coding region: 5-1069 (354 amino acids)
Biological process (GO): G protein-coupled receptor signaling pathway
Cellular component (GO): plasma membrane
Molecular function (GO): neuropeptide receptor activity
Source: RefSeq, a predicted model, not a curated record